Molecule: messenger RNA, 540 nt
Organism: Eruca vesicaria subsp. sativa (arugula)
Lineage: Eukaryota; Viridiplantae; Streptophyta; Magnoliopsida; Brassicales; Brassicaceae
Source: the annotation of a GenBank genome assembly
AUGGAUCCGAGGGUAUUUUCGUCCUUAGAUGUUUUUACUUUAUGUGGAAAACGAGAUUUGCUGGUACUAACUGGUAGACGUAAGAAAAUGAAAUCACUCGAAUGGAUUACUGCAAAGAGCCAAAGUGUCUGCCUAACUUUAUCUUUAUUGUCCCAGAUUUUAGAUUUUAUAAUUGACUUUUUUGGUAUAUUUAGUAGUGGUAUUAAAUAUGAAAUGAUUAAUUUGAUUAGGUGGGAUGACCGUACGUCCGUGGUUUUACCAGAAGGAGAGAUAUUCUACAUUGUGGCAUUGCUUCGGUUUGUGCCGCCUGGUGCUAAAGCUUCAUCGGUCCAUAAGUUGGUGGCUCAAAAUCAGGAGAUUGUUCAGUGGUGUGUGAAAAAUGGAAUAGAUUUUAAACUGUAUCUUCCUCAUUACAAGUCUCGAGAGGAAUGGAUUCGUCAUUUUGGAAACCGAUGGCCCAGAUUUGUUGAUAGGAAAACUAUGUUUGAUCCAAUGGCCAUCCUUUCACCGGGUCAAAAGAUUUUCAACAGGGCUCUUUGA